Molecule: messenger RNA, 1998 nt
Organism: Saprolegnia parasitica CBS 223.65
Lineage: Eukaryota; Oomycota; Saprolegniomycetes; Saprolegniales; Saprolegniaceae
Exons: 8
Coding region: 1-1998 (665 amino acids)
Source: RefSeq, a predicted model, not a curated record
AUGCGUAAUAGCAUCACGCUUCUCGCUGUUGCUGCGUCGAUCGCGCUCGCCGCCGAGCCCAUCAAGAUCAACGGUUGGUAUGCAUGCAACGCCAAGACGUUUGCAACGCCCGCCCCCGAGACGUCGGCGACCGCCGAGCUCCCAGCGUUUCGCACGUCGGCUUUCUCGGCCGACACCAACGUCCUUCGAUCUAUGCUCCGCCCCAUCGAUGCGAGCUCAAUUCAGAGCCUCGCUCUCUCAAGCAGCACUGUGUCGUCCGCGUCCACCGAGUGCGCCGAGUUCACUCUCCCGCUCUGCUACGAGAGUCUUUGCAGUGCCGCCGGUUCGAUUCCCGUCUUUGUCAAGCGCAUGCGCGCCACGAAGCGAUCGUUGUCUACCAAGGCGCUUUGGUUUCUCCAAGGCGGUCCCGGCGCGUCCUCUGUCGCGAUGGAGUCGCUCAUGACGCUCCUCUACUCGAUGCUCAACGGCGCUGUCGACGUGUACACGAUGGACCACCGAGGCACGGGUCGCAGCUACAAACUCACGUGUUCAGCGUCCCAGAUCGAGACGUCGGGCAGUCCCACGAAAGGCCAAGUGCUCAACAGCGCGCUCCGGUCCUUCUCAACGACGAGUGCGGCCAUGGACUUGUCGACGCUGAUUACAGCGACCGAGAACGCCAACACGUUUGUGUAUGGCGUGAGCUACGGCACGUACCUUGUCGAGCGCUUGAUGCAACUGGAGAACCCGAGUAUCAAGGGCUACAUCCUCGACGGGAUCGUGGCCAACUCGGGCAGCAAGGACAACAAGCUCACGGUCUUUAACGACUGGGACAAGGAAGUCGACGAAGCUGCGCAAACGUUCAUUGAUCUGUGCAAGACCGACGCAUAUUGCAGCAGCAAAUUUCCAACGCUGGACCUUCGCACGACCAUGGUGACAAUGUACUCGACGAUGGACCGGAACCCCAAGAGCUCCAAGUGCGCGAUGGCACUCUCGUCGUCGUCGAGCACACCGUCGGCAGUGCUUCGGUCGCUCUUUUCGGACCUCCUGCAAAGCCAGAGUCUCCGUGCCCUCAUCCCGGCACUCGUGUACCGCUUCAACCGCUGCAACCAAGCCGAUAUUCUCGCAAUCGCCAACUUUGCCACUCAAGUUCAAAACAUGGGCAACACGCAGGACGAGUCGGAUGCGCUCGAGUCAACAAUGCUUUACAACCUCAUUGUGGUGUCUGAGCUCUGGCGAACGCCAACCGAAUCCUACGACACGCUCAAGAAGACGUUUAUGAACACACUCAUUGGCAGCAACAUUGCAAGCUUGGUGACGACCUACUGCAUUGCCAGCGGCGGCAAGGACCCCAACUGCAUCAACGAGCGCGCGCCGAGCAACGACUACAAGUGGCAGUACCCGCGCGAUAUCUACUACGACGUGCCGAUCACGAUUCCCAAAGGCACCAGCGUUCUGCUGUUGAGUGGUCUCUUGGAUCCGCAGACCACUGCGAGAGGCGCUCGCAACCAGUACGACAGCUUCAUUGGGACAGCCAAACGUCUGGUCGAGUUCAAUUUCGCAGCCCAUGGCACCAUCAUCAACACGCCCGUGACAACCCUGGGUGGAGCUCCGUGCGCGGCCCAGCUCGUCGGCUCGUUCGUUUCGGUCAACGGCGAUGUGACAGCACUUGACACAAGUUGCCUCGCGACCGUUGCCCCCAUGAGCUUCCAGAUCAAGUCGUCAUUGGCCCAAACGCUCAUGGCGACGUCCGACAUCUACGACGGCACGCCCACCAAGCAGUACAAGGCCUCGUCGACGGCGCCGCCGGCCGAUAAGGUCAGCGACGGGUCGGCGGCGACAUCGAUCGACGAUGCAAGCGCGGGUGUGUCGGCGGGCUACCGCACCGCCACGAUCAUUGGUUUUGUUCUGGCGGCGUUGCUGGCCAUUGGCCUGGUGAUUGUGGUGCGUCGGCAGCGCAAGCAAGCCGCGGCGACGACCAGCAUUUACGUCGAGCCCAUCGAGCAUUCGUCGGCGCCUUAA